AUGAACAAAGUGCUCUUUGAAUUUGAACUUGAUGUUGAAAAAAUGCCGUUAGGUAAAUUGUCAAAAUCUCAAAUUAAAUCUGGAUACAUUGUGCUAUCAGAAUUACUCCAGGAAUUUGAUAAAGAUAGAGUAGACGAGAAAAAAAUAAAAGCAGCUACGAAUAAAUUUUAUACUUUAGUGCCACAUAACUUUGGAACUAAUAAGCCUAAAUUAUUAGAUAAUCCUGAUAUUAUUAAAAAAAAGAUAGAAAUGUUAGACAGUCUACUAGAAAUUGAAAUCACAUACAAAUUAUUGGUAGCACCUUCAGAAGACUCUUUAAGUUCGAUUGAUUCUUAUUAUCUUAAACUGAAAGCAGAAAUUACACCAUUAGACAAAAUAUCAGCUGAUUUUGAGCUUAUUGCCACGUACAUGAAGAAUACCCAUGCUCCCACGCAUACCUCUUAUGUUGUCGAAAUAGAAGAGCUUUUCAAAGUUGUUCGUGAUGGUGAAGAUGAACAUUAUAAAAAAUUCAAACAACUUCGUAAUAAGCGUCUACUUUGGCAUGGAUCUCGAAUCACAAAUUUUGCUGGAAUACUUUCUCAGGGUCUUCGUAUAGCACCUCCGGAAGCACCGGCAACAGGGUACAUGUUUGGAAAAGGUGUGUACUUUGCAGAUAUGUUUUCGAAGUCUCCCAAUUACUGCUUUGCAAAUAAAAACAAUCCUACUGGUUUUGUUUUAGUAUGUGAAGUGGCUCUUGGAGAAAUGAAAAAAUGCUAUAGAGCACAAUAUAUAAGUGAGCUUCCAGCCGGAAAACAUUCAGUGUGGGGUGUAGGUCAAACUCAACCUGAUCCCGCACAAAACAGAGUUUUAGAUGACGGUAUUGUUGUACCCCUGGGCACACCAAUUAGUAAAAAAGUUCGCAGUUCUCUCCUCUACAAUGAGUUUAUUGUUUAUGACGUCUCACAAAUUAACGUAAAAUACUUAGUACAAUUGAAUUUCAAAUUUAAGUAA
Parnassius apollo (apollo) is the source of this 990-nucleotide messenger RNA. The record is from the annotation of a GenBank genome assembly. Lineage: Eukaryota; Metazoa; Arthropoda; Insecta; Lepidoptera; Papilionidae.